GGAUGAUGAACGCUACAAAAUGCACAGGACACUUUGAACGUACGUGUGAACUCUGGACAGUGGUAAGGAAAUGCCAGCUAGCGGAAACACCGCAUCAUAUUGAUCAGGGUAUCGAUUCCACAACAUACACAUGUGUACACAUAGACAUGCACGCAUGUCCAUAAGAAACAACGGACUUUCCAUCUUCGUGCUUCACUCUUCCUCUGGCGUCUCUUGAGACACUGGCUACCGAUAUAUCACUUAUUAGCUGACUAUAAACAUGUUCGCCGAAGUUGUUCCCCGGAGCCUCGCGUAAGCCACAUCCGUGACCAGGAUUCCUUUAAGGAAGAGAGCUGGAAAGCGGCUUGUCGCGCACAUAGUUAGAAAUGCCAAAGGCGCAUGCAACAAAACCGUUUCUCAACUGGAUUCGGAACGAAGAAAUGAGAAGCGGAAGGCGACCAGAGGCCGCAAAGCCAAGCGGGGUUCGCGGUGCACACACGAGGGGCGUACACUUCAAAAAGGAAUCGAUGGACAGAUGCGGAUUUGCGCACCGGACAUGGAAAUGCAUUUGACGAAAAAUAAUGCAGAAAGGUCGUGGUCAAAUCUCUGCUCUAGUGAAGCGCCCCCAAACGUAUGUUCGUGAGACAAAUUUGUAGGCGUUCCACAACGGGGAAGCAGACCAGAGCAGUCACCUUGUCUACACGGAGCUGGCCAGCUACGAAAAGGCCGCACAUAUGCAUGCAGGUGCCCUACCUACACUGCAUGAUCUCAAAUAAAGGCCGACGCCUGCGUACAUCUACGACGAUCAGGUUAGAACAACAGACACCGAGUGACCGCCUACACACACAACCUUGACGCUUCACACUACAGCGCACCACGCGCGGAUGCUUCCGAAAACGAGCCAAUGCACCACAGAGGCUUUGCCGAAAUGAGGUGUGGAAGCAGCAUGGCGACUCAGUUUGUGUGGAUCAUGGAUGCCAAAGUAAGGGACAAACAGUGAGAAGACAAUGCGUCUACCGCGUGCAUGCAAACAAACCACUCACAUUCGUCAAACGCACUUGUAGGCACACAAACAUUUGCCUGCGUACGCCUGUGUCAGAUGUACAACAUGAGAUCUAAAGAGCACCACCGAUACGUCUGCAUAUCGUCCUUUUUCUCCAGGUCAGCGAGACAACGCAGGCGAUGUCAACAGCGGUCUACAACGGCCAUAGCGAUCCAUAUCUACGCAUACGAAUACUCAUUUAUAUAUACAUAUAUACAUACUUAGAUGUAAGCACGCCUGUGUAUCUGCAGUGCAUCGAAGCGAUGACACAAUUGGGAAGUCGAGUUUUUGGACACAGAGAAACAAGCCCCUAUACGCUCUAAGCAAACUGACGCUUGCGGCACAAGAAAGAGGUGAAAAAAAGAGGCAAACCGAGCUGCAUGCAUAAAUAGGCCAAACGCAUGCGGCGCCACGUGUGGACCACAGUGGCCUCGGCUUCGUAAAUAUGGCGUCUCCAGACGUUUGCUAGAACAUACUGACGCAUGCAUUUCUGCAUGUAUGCCGUUUGCACACACACAUUCGUCUCACGAAAGUCACAAAGGAGAAAGGUCAUUGUGGGCACCGGAACUGACACGGCAGAACGCCCCAAUCCGCAUGCAACCCUUAUGUGGAGCCUGCAACGCUUCAAGAGGCAUCCAGUUGUCCGCAUGCACCUACGAUCAAAUUAGCGAAAGGCUUCGAACAUGCCUGGCGUCUCAGUCUCACUCAAGGCAUGGAACAUUCACGAAUUCGCGACAUGGGAAGGCGGAAACCUGGAGUCGAGAAAAUCUCGUGUGGCUUGCCGGCUGAAAAAAUCCGCCUCAAGAAAAAUGUGGAGGCGUCUAAGGCUGCUCUUAGCAGCAGCCUGGCAUGAGUGGCCAUGCAUGCGCGUCUGCGUCUCCCUGUUUCUCCCUCGUCUGUUUUUUUUCGCAACCACUGGUCGCCUCAUCCUCUGGGAAUCCUCAUUCUACAUUUCCUCCUUCCUCACAAAGAGACUCCACACCUCGUCUGCGCUCCCUCUUCUCUCCACCGUGCUUACCCUCUCCGCAACUUUGCAUCUUGCCCCUGGCAGCACCCUUACUCUUCAUGGAUCCCUCUGGCCUCGCCUCACACGGGAGGUCCUCCCUGCUUCCGUCUUCAAUCACAAGCUGUAUGAAGAUCGUUGGAUCGACCUGUCGCGAAACCACCUGUCAACUCAUGAACUGCGGUAGGCCAGUCUCAGACUCUCCUGUGCAUGCUGUGGAAGCACAGGCCUACGUCGCUGACAACUUGGGGAUCGCGUCGCUCCAGAGAAAGAAAGAGGAAGCACACGUACCUUCGCACAAGCCUGCGUCCGCGGAAUUUGGGUACCUGUUUAUCCACGGUCAUCUGUGUGCAAGACCCACGGAUGUGAGUCGAUGA
This is a messenger RNA of Toxoplasma gondii ME49, 2401 nucleotides long. RefSeq lists its product as hypothetical. The transcript has a single exon. NCBI's taxonomy places the organism in Eukaryota, Apicomplexa, Conoidasida, Eucoccidiorida, Sarcocystidae. The record is from RefSeq and is a predicted model, not a curated record. Bases 1871 to 2401 code for a protein of 176 amino acids.